Pseudo-nitzschia multistriata is the source of this 1895-nucleotide messenger RNA. Lineage: Eukaryota; Bacillariophyta; Bacillariophyceae; Bacillariales; Bacillariaceae. The record is from the annotation of a GenBank genome assembly.
CAAACAAAGUUGGCAAAUGAUGAAUGGAAAUAGAAUAGAAAAAACUAUGAGUGGCGUUCCCCAAGAAUAUAGCAAGCUCAAACAUGACGAUUCACCAGAUCUUUCUGUCCCAUCAACGACCGCUUUGUCGUAUUCAUCAUCCCCCGAGUCUUUGGAAGAAGAAGGAGAAGAGGAAGAAGUUUCCAAACGUGACUCUGUGCGACGAACUUUGUUCGAUAUGAGCAAAGAUGUUGACUCCCCAAUGACCAGUAUCGUCAAAGCAGCAAUGUUUGCAUCGUCUCCUAAUAUCACUUCUCCUACCCGCAAAGCAGCUCGGAGCCCAGAUGGAAACCUGAAUGGAGUCGCGGAUACUGGCUCAACUACAUCCUCUCAAACAACUGCCAUUCCCGCUUGGAAUCUCAGCAUGAAAGAUGCAGCAGAAAAGAAUGUAGAAGUACCACUGAACCACUUUAUGUCAUCCCAACCUAUCUCUUUAUUGACCUCGCCGAUAUCAUUCGCUUCCGAUGAAACCCAGACCCCUUCUUCACCAUCAUCGUCAUCAUCGUCAUCAUCGUCAUCUGCACCAGUUCGAUCAGAUCCACUAGACGGAAAGGAAUCGCAGUGGACCAAUACACGAAAAAAUGGGAACUUUAAAAAGAACAAUGAUGUCGAAGCUGAACAGAGAAAGCAGCCUGCGAUAAUCAUGGAAGACCCACCUGAAGAACCUACCUCCUGCAAUGCAGCAUUAAAUCUGACGCCGGUGCAACUUGCAGAGAUAUUCCUUGCUUUUGGUCAGUCGGCACGUCAACGUUAUCAAGGCUCGGAACAAACGGAAAAGGCAACCACUGCAACAGACCCCGAAAUAUUUUCUCCUAUAGAAGUUGCAGAAUCUACGUCAGAUGACACUGUUAUCGAUUCACCGCCGCCUAUCAUGAAGUCUUCUCAUUUUAGUGACAGUAGCAAUGAAAGUGAGAAGACCCAAUACAAAAAUGCGCUUUCAAGGGUCCGAAUAUUAGAGGGUGAACUCGAUGUCUUGAAGAUUGGUAGUCAGCGCGAUGCUCAAAAAAUUUUGAGUCUCAGACAGGCUGUAGACACUCAGAAACAAUUGAAUGCAUUAAAAGAACUAGAAAUAGCGGAGAAGGAAACAGAGAUUGAAACUUUGGAAGAACGGAUUAAAACGCUUCAAAAAGAGCAAGAAGGUCAUAUUGAAAAAGAGACAGAAUUAAUCGAGACGAUCGAGAUUCUGAAGAACGAACUCGAUAAGAUUACGUCUUUAAAGUCGGUACCCUCUGAUGAAAUCGAGCAUCCCACAUCUGAGUCGACACCGAGAUCUGACAGGAUCGACAGUGAUGAAAGUGCUGCGGAAAUAAAAUUGAAAGCAUCUCGAAUCAAAGAGCAGCAGGAUCGAAUAAUAGAACUUGAAAACGCCCUGAAAGAAAAAAGACACGAAAAUUUCGACUUAAUGACUCAAAUCGAUUGGCUCAAUUGCCAACAAAGAAAAGAAUCGCAAAACGAUGUUGAUAUUCAAAAUGUUGACGCAAAAGAAACUCCAGAGUUUGAAGGUUCUCCCUCAAUCGAAGUGGAAAGUGUCCUCAAGGACAUCAUGAAACGCCUUGAAGCCAUGGAAAACCAAAAAAAGGAAAGACAAGUAGACGAUACGGAAAAGCCAGGAAAUGGCGAACAGCCUCGGAGAGUCGAGUCGGAACAUAAUGGUGUCAAAGUCAACGUCUCUGAAGACCCAAACGCAAUCGAAGCCAUGGCUAUGAGAGGAAAACUUGAUCGUAGUAAUGGUUCAGAAAACCAAUUGUCCUGGUGCUGUGAUUGGAGUUUAGCUGCGGAGUAAAUGGUUCGAAUGUCAAUGUUCACUAGGAAGAGUUGAUCAGAGUUUCCAAAUCGCUGUGCAGACAAGAUUUAUC